UGUCCCUAAAAAUGAAAACAAACAUGUAGCCUUAUAUGUUAUCUAAUUGCAACACAUGUUCAACCCUACCCGUAGCUUUUACACACACACACACACACACACACACACACACACACACUAAACAGAGAUAUGCCAAGUAUAAAUGCAGAGCACUGUUAUGAAGAAUCUACAGACUCUUCAUUUGCUGCCAUUUUUGGCUCUGGCAUGUUUCUUCGUCAAGAUAAGUGGAUCGAUCUCUCUUCACCCAGUGUUGACUGGUCCUGUCAUGGCUUACAUCGGCUCGAGGGUGGAUUUCCGCUGUAUUACACCUGACUCCUUACUGCCAGUCACCUACGAGCUGAUGGGGGACGGGGGUGUCCUGAUCGCCACGGUCGCUGAUCUUCAAGGGGACCAACCUGCCUCAUUCUACCUGAAGGUCACUGCAACAUUGAAGGGGUCAUACCACUGCAGGGCGACGACAGGAGGAAGCACAGGAGUCAGCAACAGCAUCAAGCUGACUGUAGUCAUUCCAGCAUCAAACACCAUAGUGACUUCUGAACCCUUCCCCCCAGUCGCAUACGAGGGCUCACGCAUCGUGCUGAACUGCAGCGUCACAAAGGGCUCCCACCUCUCCUACACGUGGUUUUUCAACAGGAAGGAAGUAACAUCUUCAACCUCUCCUCUCUUUCACCGCACUGGAAACAAGCUGGUGAUGGGGAUGGUGACUCCAGAGCAAGCUGGAUACUUUUCUUGCAUGGCUUGGUCCACGGUGCAAGACACCAGGAGGUUUUCCAGCAGCUCAGAGGUCAAAGUGACGGUCAAAGUCUACGUUUCAAAACCAAGGAUCUCUUUCUCCACCUCUAAAGUGGGAGACAUUCAUCUUGGCAACGUGACCUGCUGGUCAAUAAGAGGGAGUCUUCCGGUAAACUUCUCUCUUUUGUUGGACAACAAAGAACUGCGAUCUGUCACAGCUACAGAAUCCCUCGCUGCCUGGUUCCCUGUGCACGUGGUGCCGGGGCUGGACAUGGGUGUGGCUCGAUGUCGGGUGAAUACUGAGGUGCAGGAGUUGAUCAGUGAGCCUGUGCCUCUGGAAGUGGUCCCAGUCGGAGGUGAUGUGAAAGUGGAGGUUGAAUAUCUCUACAGAGCCGACUCCAAACUGGCCGCCGCCAUUCUGAGCUGCCGACUCAGCAGAGGAACUUUCCCUGAGGUCUCCUGGCUCUUGAACAACUCUGUCCUUCCUUCUGAGAAACACGUGGACUCCCAUAUUCAGGCUGUCCCGUCUCACUAUACCCUAACUGACCAUGGGCAAAUCCUUGUUCUGGCUAAAUUCAGCCCAGAGGACUCUGGGUAUUACCGCUGCAGGGCCAGGAACAGCUACGAUGACUCCGGGCCCUGGGUGGAGAGUGCAGCCGUGCUAGUCCGAGUCACAGACAGGAUCCUCAACUCCAUGCCUGAAGCAACUUCUCCUACUGAAACACCACAAAAGGUUUUCAUGAACACCAUAGAGGUCAUUGCCAUAGCGUUCUGCUGCUUCCUUUUUCUGAUGUUGGUUGUGGGUGUCGGCUGCGUGUACAACAUGUUUGACCAAAAUCAAGCCCAUGCCCACUUUGCUACAUCCAGCGAACAGAACGAUACUUCGUCUACAGAAUGGGAUGUUCAGAAUCAGACGUUUUCUGGAAAGAACUAGUAUGGUACUAGAAUAUUUCAUUGAAAGUACUGCUCCAUUUUAACCAAAGUAAAUAUGUAUUCAUUAUUCAUUGAUCAUUGGACUAUCAUUGUUCAUAUAUAUUAAAUGGUAUGUUUGCCUGUAGGAGAAUUACAUUUAUUUGCCAUUUUCACUGACCAAAAGACUCUGAUGGUUACAAUAGCAAUUAAUCAAUGUAAACUAAUUAAACAGUGUGACUAUUUUUCCAAUAAUAAGUACAUGUCUUCUGUACAUGAAUCUAACUUUAUUGACCAUCUCUGUAUGCUAAACUGAAGUGAUUGUUUUGUUUUUACUAAUGUGAGAAACAAUGUGACCCAGGUAUAACCAAGAAGACU
Messenger RNA from Cottoperca gobio, 2019 nucleotides. RefSeq names its product Fc receptor-like protein 5. The record is from RefSeq and is a predicted model, not a curated record. Bases 143 to 1666 code for a protein of 507 amino acids. Gene Ontology annotation, biological process: cell-cell adhesion. The transcript is spliced from 10 exons. Lineage: Eukaryota; Metazoa; Chordata; Actinopteri; Perciformes; Bovichtidae.